This is a messenger RNA of Diplodia corticola, 1047 nucleotides long. RefSeq names its product mitochondrial carrier. The coding region runs from base 1 to 1047 and encodes 348 amino acids. Gene Ontology annotation, molecular function: S-adenosyl-L-methionine transmembrane transporter activity. Lineage: Eukaryota; Fungi; Ascomycota; Dothideomycetes; Botryosphaeriales; Botryosphaeriaceae. The transcript is spliced from 3 exons. The record is from RefSeq and is a predicted model, not a curated record. Gene Ontology annotation, cellular component: mitochondrial inner membrane.
AUGUCCGGCAACAACACCACCACCGACAUCCUGCUGGCCGGUGCUUUCGCAGCCUUCACCGUCGACCUUCUCGUCUACCCGCUCGACACCCUCAAGACCCGCCUGCAGUCGCCCGACUAUGCCCGCCUGUACCUCAAUGCCAAAACGAACACCAUCAACCGCCCGGCCCUCUUCCGCGGCCUAUACCAGGGCGUCGGCAGCGUCAUAAUAGCCACAUUGCCUUCUUCAGGAGCAUUCUUCACCACCUACGAGGGGUUCAAGGCCUUCCUGACCUCCCACAACCCAAAGCUGCCCUCGCACAACUCCCACCUGCUGCCGCAGCCCGUCAUACACUCGAUUGCCUCCUCGGUCGGCGAGCUCGUGUCGUGCGCGAUCCUGACGCCCGCCGAAGUCAUCAAGCAGAAUGCCCAGAUGGUCGACGCCCGCGCCGGCCGGGGCAACGCCACCGUGCAGACCCUAGCCAAGUUCCGCUCCAACCCCCUCGCCCUCUGGCGCGGCUACACGGCAUUGGCCGGCCGCAACCUGCCCUUUACCGCCCUCCAGUUCCCCAUGUUUGAGCGCAUGAAGGAAUACCUCAAGAGCUACCGCGACAGGGCCGGCACCAGGACCGGUUCGCUUGCCGAGAGCGGCAUGAUCACGGCCAUCAGCGCCGGCUCUGCCGGCAGCGUCGCCGCCGUCGUCACCACCCCCAUCGAUCUCAUCAAGACGCGGAUCAUGCUGUCUGCUGCCGAGGCCUCCAAGCCGGCGCCCGACGCGGCACCGGGCGCCCUCAAGGAUGCCCUGGGGAACACGUCGAAGCCUGCGGGAGACGGCCCCGUUGCUGCUGUCAAGGACUUGUCAGGCAAGAGCGGCUCCCGAAAGUCGAGCUUGGCCAUUGGCCGCGAAAUCAUUGCCCAGGAGGGUUUCCGCGGCAUUUGGCGCGGCGGUGCCCUUCGCGCUGUUUGGACCAUGGUCGGAAGUGGCUUGUAUCUAGGUGUAUAUGAGAGCGGCCGCAUCUGGCUGGCUCGCCGUAGAGGCGAAGACGUGAACGCAGAUGAUUUGUUCUAG